AUGUCAAUAGAGGUAACCCCUUUCAUAUUCCUGUUGAAUAUGCUUAGUGCCUUAACUAUGCCAAUUAUAUUCAUAAGAUACACAGCACAUGAAAGAAUCACUAUAAAGCCAGUUAGACUGGAUAUAUUAGAUACAAUUAAUAUAUCAGUUACAGUUAUGCUUACAUCCCUGUAUACAAUGUGGUCAUUAGGCUGCUUAAUAGGCAGUUACAGUGGGGUAUACAGAAUAUUCAUGUACCCCAUGGGACCAUCGUAUAAUAAUCUGUUAGUAAUGGAGAUAUUAAUAGAUAUAUUUAUGAAGGGUAUUAGUCUAUUAUCAUUGAGUGUGAUAUCUUUGCAAAUGAAAUGCACAGAAGUAUUAAGACCCUGGGGUAUAUGCUGUGGUAUAAUUAGUAUAAUACAAGGGAUAUGCAUGUGCUGCAUGAUGGUUAUAUUUAAGGGUACAUAUGGUUGGGUUAUAUUGUAUAUGCUUAGUAGUAUAUUAUCAUGUGGUAUAAUUAUAUUCAGUGUAUUAACGGGUAUAAUUAUACGGGGAUAUGUUGGACGUGAUAAUGUGUCUAAUUAUAUGUAUAAUAAUAUUAGUAUAUGGAGUAUGCGUAUAUGCCAUAUGAUAUUAGUAGGGAGUAUAUUGGAUCUGAUGUAUAAGAUGGGGAUGAUAUUGAUGGAGGUGAAUUUAUUACGGAAAUAUCAGGUUCUGAUUGAUUUAUUAUCACUAGGGAAGGCAGUUUCUGUGUUAGUGGCAGUUAUAUCUGCGUAUUCUGCCAGGAUACCAAAGGGGAAGGCAUAUGCUGGGUAG
Molecule: messenger RNA, 795 nt
Organism: Nematocida ausubeli
Lineage: Eukaryota; Fungi; Microsporidia
Exons: 1
Coding region: 1-795 (264 amino acids)
Source: RefSeq, a predicted model, not a curated record